UCCUCCUAAAGCCCCACCUGUCUGAUGGCUGAGACUUCUGCCUCAUUUCCAGAACUCCCAGGGACCCUUGAAUGGCUUGUUAUUUGCUAAAUGUGCAAGCACAGAUUGCCUGUACCUCCCCUCAGACCUUCCUGCCACUCCCUAUAGAGCUGUCUGAAGCCUGGAAAUGUUUGUUUGCCUUUGGAGAAAUUCUAGUUCCAUCUGCCCCAGACUCAUCACAACUACAGUAACAGCCGGUGCUCUGUAAGUUUCUGGAGCCUGUUCCAGCAGACAGGAGGUUCCUUCUUCAAGUCCUCUUUGUAACCCCAUACAAGAUGAGGAAACUGAGGCAGGUGACACCAAGGUCUUUUCAGGGCAAGAGUGACCUGCAGCCACCCAAGGUCAGCAAGGCCGAGAGGUUCCAGGCGCAGCUGGAGAUGAAACUGGUGAUGGGGGCAGCCCUGUCAUCUUUACAGGGAACCUCACAUGGCAGGUGGGCAGCAAGCUGGCCUCUCCGCAUCACUGAGCCAUCUGCUGACUGACCAGGCCCAAGUGACAGCACUGCUGGAAAGGAUGGAGGAGGAUGGAUGGUGGGUGAGUGCCGAGUUGUUUAUGCUAGGGCUGGUGGGGCUGCGUGCCCUUGGCCUGCUGCAGCAGCGGGGCCACCUCUGCACCAACUGCUUGAGGAUCCAGUACAGCCUCCUGGCUCAGGCAAAGCAGCCAGGGCACCAGUGCAGCACCGGCCAGAGGCUGCAGACAGAGAGCCGCUCAGAUGCCGCCUACAGGCUGGAGCUGGGCCAUGAGCUCCACUGCACACAGAUCCCAGCCUUCAGCCACAAGGUGGGUGCCCAGGCCACGUGGGAUGUCCAGAGAGAGCACCAGAGUCUGGCAAGUGGUAAUCUGAGUACCCUGAGCUCAUCCCCAAAGAGAUGAACUUGCUCCCAAUAGCAUAGCCAUAUAGGAAUGGAUCCAGGGCUGGCACUUCAGCCUCAGUCUUAUGUCUAUUCAUCCAGGGUUGCUUCAGCCCAGGAGGCAGAGGUUGCAAUGAGCCAAGAUGGUGCCACAAUCUUAUCUCUAAAAUAAACCAAUAAUAAGUUUAAAAAAAAAAAAAAAAAAAAAAA
Molecule: messenger RNA, 1100 nt
Organism: Sapajus apella (tufted capuchin)
Lineage: Eukaryota; Metazoa; Chordata; Mammalia; Primates; Cebidae
Exons: 4
Coding region: 466-912 (148 amino acids)
Source: RefSeq, a predicted model, not a curated record